Molecule: messenger RNA, 3164 nt
Organism: Bemisia tabaci
Lineage: Eukaryota; Metazoa; Arthropoda; Insecta; Hemiptera; Aleyrodidae
Product: beta-1,3-galactosyltransferase 5-like
Biological process (GO): protein O-linked glycosylation
Cellular component (GO): Golgi membrane
Molecular function (GO): hexosyltransferase activity
Source: RefSeq, a predicted model, not a curated record
AGAUUUCAGUUUUAGCAGUCGAAGCCAAAACUUCAUGAAUACGGUGCGGUUUGUUGAUUUCGUCUCCGUCCAUCCACUCUAACAUCAUUUUCCCUUUUUUCCCCCCGGACUUAUCCCCCUCACAGCCCCACCACUCUCUUGUUCGACAUAGAAGCCUGUACAACUGAGCAAAUAUCAACAACCACGAAACAGUUAGUUAGGGAAGCUCCAGGCAGAUUCCGUUUCACACGUGAUAGUUAAAAUAUUAGAUCAGUAAAUACUAUAUUUUAUUUCCACUUUUUUUCUCGGAUCUUUAAUCAUGUUCACUCAUUCACGGAGUAAUAAACGCAUCAAACAUGCACAAUCUAGCAAUUUUUUGGGCGGAAAAUCCGUUCCAACCUCCUCCUUUCUCCAACCACUUGCGUAACAUAAUCUGAACCGUAUAAACUAGUCGCGUGACUAUAAACACGAUACGAUGAUCAUAUUCCACGUGUUGAAUGUGCUAGUGUGACGAGUCCCAAAGAGUUGUAAAUGCUACGUAUAACCUUCCUUUUAUUGUUGUUGUUAUUUACACACAUUUUCGCACAUGUUCGUUUAUUCGGAUCAUCCACCUAGCGUACUAUCCACAGUGAGGCCUCCAUAGGAGUUGUGCAAAAAACCGAUAAAAAUGAUGUCGAGGGCAGUUAAGGACCAUGCAACUUUCACUUAAAUACAGUGCGGUUAAAGUUUUCUUUCGACAGAGGAUGAGAGCGAAAUUUCCGCGAGCUUAUUAUUUUUUCGGAACAAGUUUCUUUCUAGCUCUCCUGAUUUUUCUCUGUUUCCACCGGAACUCCACUACUUCCACAUCAAAAAGCCUCGACACUCUCCGGUACAAUUUUCGACGAUUUUAUGGAAAUAUUAGCAGCCUAGCCCAUUGGCCGAACCAAGCGCAAUUAGAAGGAACCGUCACCGUUGAAAAAGCUGCUGACGUCAUCAGCAGUAACUGGAGCACUUUUAAUUCUACAGAGGCGACCCCAGCAAAAUCAGUCAAUUCAUCUCAGGCACAAAAACCUUUACCACCACCGACGACCCCACAGCCUGGCAAUCGAUCCUCGAACAUACAACUGACGAAUCAAUUAUACGAGCCCGGCUACGACACACCGAACAUCGGGCUCUGUCCUGACUUAGGCGUUUCUUUAAAAGUCUUAAUUUUAAUCAUCUCCGCGCCGAACAACACAGACAAGCGAAUGGCGAUCAGGCUAACUUGGGGCAGCUUCACGCAUCGGAAAGACCUCCGAAUGAGUUUCGUCUUGGGCCGAACUAAUUCGCUAAACCUGACCUCCGCACUCGAGAAGGAGUCAAAACUCUACGGCGACAUUAUCAAAGCCAGGUUUCUCGACACCUACCGACACCUCUCUCUCAAAACUACCUCGAUCAUGGAAUGGGUAGACCACUAUUGCCCGCGGGUGAAAUACGUCUUGAAGACCGACGAUGACAUGUUCAUCAACGUACCGGUGUUGCUGCGAUUGGUCGAAUCGUCGCCGAAUCACAGGCGAGAGAUCAUCGGGAAGUUGGCGGUUGGUGCCUGGGCUUUUCGCAACAAGAAAAGCAAGUACUAUAUCUCGCCGGAGCAGUACGCCCCUUCGAUCUUACCGAAGUUCAUCAGGGGGCCAGCGUAUUUGUUCACGAGUGAUGUUGUUCGUGAUUUGUACAAACAGGCAUUAAGAACGAAGUAUUUGCCGUUGGAGGAUGUUUUCAUGACAGGAAUCGUUGCUCCACGGGUCAAUGUAACGCGCGUUAACAUUCCGGAGUUUUAUAAUUCGAAUUUAACGUUAAUAGAUUCGUGUAGGCUGAAAUAUCACGUCGGUAUCAUGACGAAUAGAACGCAGGCUCUCUUUGAUCUGUAUAAAAAACUCCUCGAUAGUCCUUGGGUAUGUGGAUGAUACGGUAUACCCUGAAAAACACUUUCUUGAGAUAUUAUUUUGACUGAAAACGUCGUUUCUUGUCGACAAUUUUUUUGUUGUUUUUUUUUUUGAUCCGUGCGAAUUUGAUUUACGGAAACCCCCAAAAAAUCAACUUAAAAACGCCUCAAAAUUCGGACCUUUGAAGCGGUCACUUUUACGCGGGAACGGAUCCGGUAUACUCGCUACGUCACAUUUCAUGACAAACCUGGUCUUGUCAUCACUUACAAUGUAUUUUCCCUUGAGGAAUUGGCAGCCGCUUUUCAAAUGCAAAUAUCGAGUCAAUCGAUGUCAAUAUGUAUACUGGUACGGCUUUUAACAUAAUCCUAAGUUACUAAAAAAUUGAUUUACAAAAAAAAAACUUACCUUAUUCAAAUAGUGACAAAAAAAUAAAAACUCAUGAAAAUGGCUGUUGCAAAUUAAAUAUUGAGCUAACCUUAUCUUCUGUUAUCACUAUAAUGACCCGCUGACUAGUGCUUUCCUUAAAAAUAGGGUUUAUCCCGUCGGUUCUUAUUUAUCCAAUGAAGGCCGAGUUUCAACCAUUUAAACGUCCAAGGAAUCCAUUUCUGAGUUCCACUUUGAUCAAAAAUCAUAGAUUGACUCGAUAUUUGCAUUUGAAAAGCGGCUGCCAAUUCCUUAUGGGAAAAUAUAUUGUAAGUGAUGAAAAGACCAGGUUUAUCAUGAAAUGUGACGUAGCGAGUGUACCGGAUCCGUUCCGGCGCACAGUGGAUCGAGGCAAUAGGAGAGGUCGGACAAAAUUUGGAAACUUUAAGAGCUUAUAACUCCGUUUACACAAAAUUUUGAGGUUCUAAAAGUGCUUCCAUUGAUUUCCUCGUGAAAUUUUCUGCUACAAGCACCCCUUGGAAUUCAAAAUGUGGCGAAAUAAAUUUCAAAAUUUGCAGUUUUAGUCAGAAAUUUCAUGUCCAACCUCUCUAAUUGACUCGAUCCACUGUGCGGCGUAAAAGUGACCGUUUUGAAUGGGUCGGUUCCAAAAACAGCUUUUUUUGAGUUUGAGAGGUCAUUUAAAGCUUUUUUAGCUACGCCAUGGCUCUUUUCGUGAAAUUUGCCAUUGGAAUCAGUUAUCAAUUCGCAAAUCCCCGCACCUUGUAACAGGCCCAUUAUCUCACGCAUGAGGAAGAGCACGCGGGUUCCCUCAGAUCUCGAGGGGAAUGAAUUUUCAUAAUUUAAGCCUUGCACGACUGGAUAAGUUAUGCUAAUGAGCUACGGUUUUGAAUAAUGAGAGGA